AUGUUUACUGGACGAAAAACACCGCAAUACCAGAAUAACGCUUAUACCGCAAUACCAGAAUACCAGAAUAACGCUUAUACCGCAAUACCAGAAUACCAGAAUACCGCAAUACCGCAAUACCGCAAUACUGCUUAUACCGCUUAUACCACAAUACCGCUUAUACCGCAAUACCACAAUACAACCUAUACCGCAAUACCGCUUAUACCGCUUAUACCACAAUACCGCUUAUACCGCAAUACCACAAUACCGCUUAUACGUCUUUUGAUCUUGCGCUUAUAUUAUCAUAUAUGA
Adineta ricciae is the source of this 291-nucleotide messenger RNA. The record is from the annotation of a GenBank genome assembly. Lineage: Eukaryota; Metazoa; Rotifera; Eurotatoria; Adinetida; Adinetidae.